AUGCUCUGCCAGAUCCUCAUGCAAGCCAAGAAGCAUCCCAGCUCGAUCCCUCUCUUUGUAUUCACUGGAGCAGGAGGUACUGGAGCAGUACUCUAUGGAAUGCACUUGGCAUUGUUCAAUCCAGAGGUCAGCUGGGACAGGAAGAAGAACCCAGAGCUUUGGGACAAACUGUGCCCCAAUGACCAAUACAAGUUCCACUCAGUCAAUGUUGACUACAGCAAAGUGAAGAAAGACUUCUAA
Molecule: messenger RNA, 240 nt
Organism: Acomys russatus (golden spiny mouse)
Lineage: Eukaryota; Metazoa; Chordata; Mammalia; Rodentia; Muridae
Product: cytochrome c oxidase subunit NDUFA4-like
Exons: 1
Coding region: 1-240 (79 amino acids)
Source: RefSeq, a predicted model, not a curated record